ACAAAAAUGCGUAUUCUAAAGCAUUGGCCCCGGCGUCGUUCCGGUUCCAGUAUUGUCGUCUUGGACAGUGAAGACCUCAAACCCUGUCUGCCCGAUGUGUAUAACAAUUUGCCGCACAUACGACAGCCAAACGAAGAUACCCAGGAAAUUGAUCAGGAAAUGUAUACAACCAUGUUGAAGUCCAUCAAUCAGGAUAAUGGACCUCAUCGCGAGAUGGCUGUAGAUUGUCCAGAUAAUUUUAUAGCACGCAAUAAGACACCACCACGUUAUCCGCCACCCCGUCCACCACAGUUAAACGGCAGCAUCAAGCCCGUACACCCACCACGUGACGCGGUGCCGCCACCGCCAAAAGAUGGUGGCCGCAUGCGCAGCUCACCGCUGCCACCACAGCUACCCGAUCGCAGAGGUAUGCCCGGCAGUCAACAGCAGCCACAACAACAAAUUGCCCAGAUCGUUGAGCCGACAAUGGAACAGUUGGAUAGUAUUAAAAAAUAUCAGGAACAACUGAGACGCCGACGCGAGGAAGAGGAACGUAUUGCCCAGCAAAAUGAAUUUUUGCGUGCCAGUUUACGUGGCUCCCGGAAACUUAAAGCUUUGCAGGACAAUAAACCCUCAGCCCAGCAGCAACAGCCGGUGGCUGCCGAGCGUUCGGUGAUUGGUGUGGAAAAUGAGGCCUAUGUGGAGGAUGAGGAAGCGGAAAAAGUUAAUGGUUAUGGUGAUUUAAUUGCCGCCUUGAUACGCCUCCAAAACCAGCUGAGUAAAAAUGGCAUGAACACACUUGCCGGCCGAGUGUCCGCUGCCCACAAUAUCCUCUCAAAUCCGGGUGUGGCCCAUGCCUUGGCCGCUAGGGCCGCGGUAUUGCAGCGUCGCCGCUCCAAAGCCACCACACCCGUCUGUACAAAUGCCCUGGAAUUGCAAAAGGAUAUUGUUGAGCUGCUGACCAAGUCCAAUUCUGCAGCGGCAAUUGAAUUGGGUAACCUGCUGACCAGUCAUGAAAUGGAAGGUCUGCUAUUGGCCCAUGAUCGUGUUGCCACCCACACGGAUGGCACCCCCUCACCUUCGCUCAGUGGUAUUGGCAGUCCUCAGCCAUUGUCGCCCACAAAUGCAGCGGCAGCAGCAUCAGCAGUAGCACCUCCAGUCCCACCCGUUGUACCACCACCACCAUUGGCCCAGCGAAGUGCAAUGCCUUUACCACCCAAUGUUCCAGCCCAUCCGUCUACAGUUGGCGGCCCAACGGCCGGCUAUGCCCACAUGAAACCAACCGUUGCUGGUCAUCGCCCCGAAUCACCACCCAUGAGCAGUGCCUGUUUCGGCAUGCUGAACGAUCAAAAUGACAAUAUACGUAUUAUAAAAAUUGAAAAAUCGACUGAACCGUUGGGCGCCACAGUGCGCAAUGAAGGCGAAGCCGUGGUCAUUGGACGCAUUGUACGAGGCGGAGCAGCCGAGAAGUCAGGUCUACUGCAUGAAGGCGACGAAAUUUUGGAAGUCAAUGGCCAGGAACUGAGAGGCAAGACGGUCAACGAUGUCUGUGCCAUGUUGAGCACAAUGCAGGGUACAUUGACAUUUUUAAUAGUACCCGCUGGUAGCCCACCACCCGGUGGCGGCCAUCAUCGUGAAAAUGCUGUACUCCAUGUUAGGGCUCAUUUUGAUUAUGACCCUGAAGAUGAUUUGUAUAUACCAUGCCGGGAAUUGGGUAUUAGCUUUCAAAAGGGUGACGUAUUGCAUGUGAUCUCCCGCGAAGAUCCGAAUUGGUGGCAGGCAUAUCGUGAAGGUGAAGAAGAUCAAACAUUGGCCGGUUUAAUACCUAGUCAGUCAUUCCAACAUCAAAGAGAAACCAUGAAAUUGGCCAUUGCCGAAGAGGCGGGAUUGCAGGGACGCAAUCGUGGCGGUAAGGAUGGUGCGGCCAAGGGAUCGACGCUGCUGUGUGCCCGCAAGGGACGCAAGAAGAAGAAGAAAGCCAGCUCAGAAGCGGGUUAUCCCCUGUACGCCACCACCGCCCCCGAUGAAACCGAACCCGAGGAAAUACUCACCUAUGAAGAGGUUGCCCUGUAUUAUCCCCGAGCCACACACAAACGACCGAUUGUCUUGAUUGGACCGCCAAAUAUCGGACGCCAUGAAUUGCGUCAACGUUUAAUGGCCGAUUCGGAUCGUUUCUCAGCAGCAGUGCCACAUACCUCCCGUGCCCGUCGCGAUAACGAAGUUCCCGGCGUCGAUUAUCAUUUUAUUUCACGUCAAGCCUUCGAAGCGGAUAUAUUGGCUCGGCGUUUUGUUGAGCAUGGCGAAUAUGAGAAAGCUUACUAUGGCACUUCCCUCGAAGCCAUACGUACAGUUGUGGCCAGUGGCAAAAUCUGUGUUCUCAAUCUACAUCCACAAAGUUUAAAACUUCUAAGGGCAUCCGAUUUGAAACCAUAUGUGGUGCUGGUGGCGCCACCUAGUCUAGAUAAAUUGCGGCAGAAAAAAAUCCGGAAUGGUGAACCGUUUAAGGAGGAAGAACUCAAAGAUAUUAUUGCCACCGCCCGUGACAUGGAGGCCCGCUGGGGCCAUCUAUUCGAUAUGAUUAUUAUCAACAAUGAUACGGAACGGGCCUAUCAACAGCUGUUGGGCGAAAUUAAUUCGCUGGAACGGGAACCACAAUGGGUGCCGGCCAGUUGGGUGCAUAACAAUCGAGACGAGUCAUAAUUAUUAUU
This is a messenger RNA of Musca vetustissima, 2687 nucleotides long. RefSeq names its product protein PALS1 (gene sdt). Gene Ontology annotation, molecular function: protein binding. Gene Ontology annotation, biological process: morphogenesis of an epithelial sheet; establishment or maintenance of polarity of embryonic epithelium; establishment or maintenance of epithelial cell apical/basal polarity. NCBI's taxonomy places the organism in Eukaryota, Metazoa, Arthropoda, Insecta, Diptera, Muscidae. The coding region runs from base 7 to 2679 and encodes 890 amino acids. The transcript is spliced from 10 exons. The record is from RefSeq and is a predicted model, not a curated record. Gene Ontology annotation, cellular component: adherens junction; plasma membrane.